Oncorhynchus keta (chum salmon) is the source of this 1098-nucleotide messenger RNA. RefSeq names its product apical junction molecule-like. The record is from RefSeq and is a predicted model, not a curated record. Lineage: Eukaryota; Metazoa; Chordata; Actinopteri; Salmoniformes; Salmonidae. The transcript is spliced from 2 exons. Bases 132 to 1049 code for a protein of 305 amino acids.
AGAGAGACAGAAGGAGAGAGACAGAAAGGAGAGAGUCAAAAAGGAGAGAGACAGAAAGGAGAGAGACAGAAAGGAGAGAGACAGAAAGGAGCGAGACACAAGGAAGAGAGACAGAAGGGAGAGAGACAGAAAUGAGAAAGACAGAAAGGAGAGAGACAGAAGGAAGAGAGACUGAAGGGAGAGAGACAGAAAGGAGAGAGAAAGAAAGGAGAGACUCAGAAAGGAGAGAGACAGAAAGAAGAGAUUCAGAAAGGAGAGAGACAGAAGGGAGAGAGACAGAACGGAGAGAGAAAGAAAGGAGAGAGACAGAAGGGAGAGAGUCAGAAGGUAAGGAGACAGAAAGGAGAGAGUCAGAAAGGAGAGACUCAGAAAGGAGAGAGACAGAAAGGAGAGAAUCAGAAAGGAGAGAGUCAAAAUGGAGAGAGACAGAACGGAGAGAGAAAGAAAGGAGAGAGACAGAAGGGAGAGAGACAGAACGGAGAGAGACAGAAGGGAGAGAGACAGAAGGGAGAGAGACAGAACGGAGAGAGAAAGAAAGGAGAGAGACAGAAGGGAGAGAGUCAGAAGGGAGAGAGACAGAACGGAGAGAGAAAGAAAGGAGAGAGACAGAAGGGAGAGAGUCAGAAGGGAGAGAGACAGAACGGAGAGAGAAAGAAAGGAGAGAGACAGAAGGGAGAGAGUCAGAAGGGAGAGAGACAGAAGGGAGAGAGUCAGAAGGUAGAGAGACAGAAGGUAGAGAGACAGAAGGGAGAGAGUCAGAAGGUAGAGAGACAGAAAGGAGAGACUCAGAAAGGAGAGACUCAGAAAAGAGAGAGACAGAAAGGAGAGACUCCGAAAGGAGAGAGACAGAAGGGAGAGAUUCAGAAAGGAGAGAGACAGAAAGGAGAGUAAGAAAGGAGAGACUCAGAAAGGAGUUAGACAGAAAGGAGAGACUCAGAAAGGAGAGAGACAGAAAGGAGAGAGACAGAAAGGAGAGAGACAGAAGGGAGAGAGACAGAAGGGAGAGAGAAAGAAAGGAUAGAGACAGAAGGGAGAGAGCCAGAAGGUAGAGAGACAGACGGUAGAGAGACAGAAAGGAGAGAGACAGAGGCGAGAGAC